AUGAGCUCCGGAUUUAUAUCAGAGACCGAAAUUAUAGAAGCGAGACGCCGGCGUCAAGAGGAAUGGGAAAAAGUACGCUCGGAUGAUCAACCAAAAGAGGCUCCAGAAGAGCCAUAUGACACAAGGCCACUAUAUCAACGGCUGGAAGAACAGAGAUUGAAGAAAGAUGCAGAAUAUGAAGAGGCACACAAACUUAAAAAUAUGAUUCGGGGCCUAGAUGAUGAUGAAGUUGGUUUCUUAGAUUUGGUGGAAAGAACCAAAGCUGAAGUGGCUCAACAGAUACAUAUUGAAGAAAAGAAAGAAAUGCAAGAGUUUAGAGAGAGGGUGUCAAGUCUAGCAGAGAGUGAAGAGUUGACUCGUCUCAGGGCACAGUUGGCCCCCGCUCGCUCUACACAAACUCCAGCUCAAUCACAGAAGAAUAAAUUACAAGGGAUGGUGGUGAGAAAAAGAAAGGCGAGUGAAAUGGAAGGAGAGAAAGAAAAAGACAAAGCAUCUCCCCCCAAAAAUGGCAUUGUCCAUAAUAACAAUGUAAGCAUACCCGCGGCGGUGGGCACGGGUUCAAUGCGCGUGCUGGGCGUGCUGCCCGGACUCGGACAUUACCGCGACACGGACACCGACUCGUCCUCCGACACUGACUCUAGCGAUAUGGAAUCGUCGGGAAAUUUCUCCGCAAAGCGAGAUCUAUUAGGGAGAAGACCAGACCAGACAGCAGAAGGGAAGAAGAAAGAAGAAGAAAAGAGU
This is a messenger RNA of Brenthis ino (lesser marbled fritillary), 741 nucleotides long. The record is from the annotation of a GenBank genome assembly. Lineage: Eukaryota; Metazoa; Arthropoda; Insecta; Lepidoptera; Nymphalidae.